Messenger RNA from Enhydra lutris kenyoni (northern sea otter), 1963 nucleotides. RefSeq names its product BCL2 like 14. The coding region runs from base 1 to 990 and encodes 329 amino acids. Lineage: Eukaryota; Metazoa; Chordata; Mammalia; Carnivora; Mustelidae. The record is from RefSeq and is a predicted model, not a curated record. The transcript has 5 exons. Gene Ontology annotation, biological process: regulation of apoptotic process.
AUGUGCACCGCCAGUGCCUGUGACCUGGAGGAGAUCCCCCUAGACGAUGAUGACACAAACAGCAUAGAAUUCAAAAUCCUGGCCUUCUACACCAAACACCAUGUCUUCAAGAACACCCCUGCCAUCUUCUCGCCAAAGCUGCCGAGAAUAAGAAGUUUGUCCAUCAAAGAGCAGGGGGGUUGGUCAGCAAACGAAUCAUGGACACAGGUGUCAUGGCCUUGCAGAAAUUCUCCAUCCAGGGAGAAGCCCCUAGACCUGGCCAAGAAAAAGUCUUCCUGGAGGACAUUCUUUGGAGUAAUCGAGAAGGAGGAAGAUGCACAGAACUCAGCCAUAUUCGUUUUGCAGGGUGCCACCGCGGAACGUCAGGAUGGUCCUCAAAGUCAGCAGUGGUCGAGGUCCCUCACUAACGUGGGACAGCGCACAGAGCAGGAAGCUGUGGACCCCAAAGUUGCUUCUAUUGCCCAUCGCGUUGCCGAAAUUGUUUAUUCCUGGCCCCCGCCCGAAGAGCUCCAGGACCCGGUAGGAAGCUGCAAGUCCAAAGGGAGUUUUGUUCAUCAGUUCAUCCGCCGCCAGGGCCUCUGUUUCCAGCCUCAAGCCACCAGCACUAAGAAAGAUGGAGAAGAUCAGAUAAUAGCGAAAAUCGUUGAGCUGCUGAAAUAUUCAGGGGAUCGGUUGGAAAAAGAGUUGAAGAACAACAAGGUUUUAAUGAACAGCUUCCAGGACCAGCUGUCCUACCCUGUUUUCAAGACCAUCACAGACCACUUCUUAAGGGGUGUGGACACCAGGGGAGAAUCAGAGGUCAGAGCUCGGGGCUUUAAGGCUGCCCUUGCAAUAGACGUCACGGCCAAGCUCACUGCCAUCGACAACCACCCCAUGAACAGGGUGCUGGGUUUUGGAACCAAGUACCUGAAAGACAACUUCUCACCCUGGGUCCAGCAGCAGGGUGGAUGGGAAAAAGUACUUGGAAUAUCACAUGAAGAGGUAGACUGAAGCAUCAGAAGAGUUGUCAUCUGGAAUACUCAUGAUUCAGCUGAUCCUGUCUACAUUGGUUUCAGCAUAGAAUGUGGGAGAAAGUAUGAAUGUGCAAGGCAAAGGGAGCGCUGAGGUUUCCCAAAUCAUUGUUCCUGUGAAUCCAGAGGCAUCAGGAGAGUCCUCGUCUGUCUCCAGCUCACAGAAUGUAGUAGCGUGGCCCAUGACAUCCAUGUUUUUCAGGUCCUCCAUUGAAUGCAGGAGGAAGUCUAGGAAGACAAGUGGUAAUUUUCCGUUCAAACAUUCAGAACAGAAACUAUCAUCUUGCUUCUGUUGGCCACUUUAGGGAAAUUUUGUUCCAGAUAUUUGCUGACUCCAUGAGGGUGAAAUGAUAAAUCGUGCAUGUGCUUACUCUUUGGUUUCUAGUACUAUUUAUUUUUAAACUACACUUGGGAUGGCGUAAUAAUGGCAUUCUUUCAAGCCUACCUUUAGGAAGAUGUUGCUAUUCAUGUCGGUAGACAAAGUUCAAAGAGACUCAAGUUCACUGCAAUAUCCACUCAUUUGGGGAGAUACAGCCAUAUCUGCCAUUUGACUCAUUUCCCUAGAAAAAUUCUUUGGCAGUUGGAAACACUUGCAUUUGGCAGAAAAUAAUUACUCCUACCACGCUUAACUGUCUCAGUGACCCCACCUCUAUUUCUUAAGGUCUCUGAAAUUUUCUUUGUGUUUUUUUUUGUUUUGUUUUGUUUUGUUUCGUGGUAGUGUAACAAAUAGUCACUGAUAUGGAAAGACCACUGUCAAAAGAGUAUCUAGUGGUUAAAAGAAGUAAAAAGUAAUAGUACUAAGAUGUCUGUAAGGAUCAAUGAGUUAAUUUAUAAAAAGCGCUUACAACAGUGGUUGGUAUUUAGUGCUGAGUUUUCACUUAUGACCAGUAUUAUGUACUGCCCUCAGCGAAGAUGAAAAUUUCCUCUCAACGCAGUCACUGAUUGUUUUUCUG